AUGGAAGCCCCAAUCUGAAAUCUAUAAGAUUUAGUUAUGGAUCCCUGGGCACAAUACAGAGCUGCGCGUUCUCCGAUAUCCAAGCUUCAGUGUCCUUCACCCGAGUAAACAUCACCAACAUCAGGGGAGGCGCCUUUAGCAACCUGGACAAAAAACAUCUACCGUCAAAUCACAUUUUCCUAUUCCAACAUCACCACCAUCGAUUCCUACGCAUUCCACAACCUGACUGGUUUGAACUCACUUACCUUCAGCUAUGCCAAGAUCUUCACCAUCCAACCGUAUGCUUUUAAGGACAUCAUCUACAGUCGGUCCUUGAGGAUUCAGUACACCAACAUCACAAAUCUUCAGAGCUACGCCUUUGAUCUACCUUCCAACAGCAUCCAAUCGUCCCAGAUCUCCAGAGGCUCCGUCAUGAACAUCGGCUGCAACACCCUUGAGGAACUGACGUUGGUGCAGUACCUGACAACGCCGUGCAACUGUGACAACGUCGAGCUGUACAGACGCGGAACCAGGUUCUCCGGCAGACAGCACUGCUUUGCCCCCAACCAGACCCAGAACCUCACCCCAGGCAGCAUCAACCGCUGUCAGCGUCCUGAUGUCAGUGUGCCGAGUGCGUGCCCCGGGAGUUUCAAUAAUGUUGACACUGGCGCCACACCGACCGUCAGACCUCCUAUCCCAACAAGUGGCAACUGCACCCGUGAACAGAUCCGCCUCCAGUUGGCCAAUCAAAACUACAGGGAGGCGCUGGCCUGCUUCCGGUUCAACUUCGACAUGUCGGACAACAACCUCAGCUUCAAAUUCGACAUGUUCCUUAAUUGAAGUAGGGCUUAAUCUUUGGCCUGUUUCAUAAACGUAUCAUGCUGAUAUGAAGAAACAAUAAAUAUAAAAC
Molecule: messenger RNA, 889 nt
Organism: Haliotis rubra (blacklip abalone)
Lineage: Eukaryota; Metazoa; Mollusca; Gastropoda; Lepetellida; Haliotidae
Exons: 2
Coding region: 412-819 (135 amino acids)
Source: RefSeq, a predicted model, not a curated record